CUUGACUGACAUUACGUCAGAUGACCCAUCAAUGCACAGGCCUUCACCGCACCUGGCCAAAAUUCAAACCGUCGAUACUAAAUAAAUCGUUGCUUGAAUUUAUGAAUUAAAAACAAAGUUUUAACAACCAUUAAUCGAUGGAUUUUGGAUAAUUGAUUCAUUGUUUACAACAUAUUAUUUUUAGAGUGCAGUAAAAAAUGGACAGAGCUGAGUAUUGUGGAAACUGUACAAUGCAGACGGAUUUACGUUGAUAUUGAUGCAAAGAGAGAUUACUAAAUGGGUAAAAGCGAAUGGAGAAAAAGUAUGGAAAAUCGUGGAUGCAUAGAACGUUUCGAUUUUGGACUGCAGCUGUUGUUGUGAUUUUAGUCGGUAAAAUUGCUGUUGAAGGAAGUAGUGAGAUAUGUAAGCAGCAGGAGGAGAGCUCUUUUCAUCUAAGAAAGCUUUCGUCGACUGUCAAGUCGAGCCAAAAGUGUGCUGAGUUGUGUUGCAAGGACAGCAAAUGUACAAUUCCAUUGCAAACAAAGCAUCAUUGUUAUGGAAUUGCUUGUGCCAAGAAGGAGCUUUGUCAAGUCAUUUUCGAACAACUGAAAAAUUUUCAAGGACAUCGGGUUGACAAGCGAGAGGCAGAGGAUGAUGAUGACGAAGAACAUGACCAAAGUUAUUGGCAAAAUGACCAUGGAAGAGCUCUGAGUAUCUACAAAAAACAGGACACUGAAUCUGUACACAACGAAACUGUUGAGUCAUUUGUCAGCGGAAUUGAGAGUACGCAACACGAAGGCAAUUUCCCUGCUUUUCUUAUUACAAGAGAAAGGCGAAAUUUACUUGAAGAAAACAAUGGAAAAUCGAAUAGCAGCUAUAACGGAGCAAACAGUUUUAUGAACCAAACUACCAAAAACCAGUUUUUUGUUACACUGAAUGAUUCUGUUUACGAUCUGGAUGGGAAAAGGCAGACGUUGGUAAAGCGCUCUAGUGCAGAUGAUGAUGAUGACGAUGAUGACGAAGAAAACAGUGACGAAGAUGACGUUGAUGGUAAUGACGACAACAAUACGAAUGAGACAUCCUGCUCCAAGGAUUCAAAAUUUCAUAAAUCAACGAUUCCAGAGAGAAACAAAAACUACCACCUCAAACGACUAGCAAAAAGAUCAACUUCUUUGAGUUCAUGCAGCAAAAAAUGUUGCAAAACUGACAGCUGCAUUUUGUCAUUUAUCGUUGAAAAGACUUGUCUUGGCAUUCUUUGCAAUGGCGAUGGAGAUUGUCACACCAAGAAGGAAAAGCUGCCGGAGAUGCAUUUUGCGAUUUCAACAGUUAAACGUGAAGCUUCUUUGGAUGAUGACGGAAGUACGGAAAACGAUGAGCAAAAGCGGAGUGCAGUUCAGAGCAAAGAUGAUGAAGAUGUGGAUGGAGACGUAGAUGAAGAUGAUGAAGAUGAAGAAGAGGAAAAAGAAAAGAAGGAAAAGAAGCAGAAGAAGGAGAAAAAGAAAAAGCAUGUACAGCGCAGCCAUGGAAAAACUCACAGAAAAGAAGAAAAGAAGAAAAAGAAAUCUUCAACAAAGCAUAAUAAAAUCGUUCAUAAAGAACGCAAAAAAGGCAAAGCAAAGAAACGACAUGAGCAUAGAAGUUUUAAGAAGAAAUCACACCUUGUACACAAACCAAGCAAAAAGGAAAAGGAUGAGGAAGAUUCUUCUGGAUCCGGGCAAACAGAAUCAUCAAGCAAGCGUCAUAGAAUCAGCAAAGGAAAAUUAGAUGAAGAAAAUGCUAUCGAAAACAGUGAAGAUACAGCUUCUGUGGGCAGAAGAUACGAAACGAUAGCAGAUGACGCUAAUGUGGAAAGAAAUAAUGAAAUUGAGAAAAAGAAUGAAUACACAGACGACGUAAAGCAUCUUAUUUUCGCAAAGAAGCCAAGAAACAGCACGUUGUUUGAUGACACUGUAGUUGGAUCUGAAAAGGAAGCAAAUGAUCCAGACGGAGGAGAUUCACCUGCAAGAGACGAAGACCCAAUUCAGAGGGUUGAGGAAGAGGAACCAGACGAUAGGGGUGGGCAACAGGAAGAAAAAGUUCAUCUUCCAAACCUAGACGGAGAGCAAGCAGGCAUGGGAGACGAGUCAAUGAAAAUGAGGGAAUCGUCUGUCGAGAAUGACAAAAGAAGUGACUUAAUGGUUGAGCAUCGGCAGUACGAGGAUGUUGAAGAGAGGCCAGUUGAUAAUGAAGAUGAAGAUGGAGAUGGAGAGGAGGCUCCUAGAACGAGACAUCACCAGAGCAGUAACAGGCAUAAUAAGCAUCAUAGAUGGCAGCACGAUAAAUAUGUUGACGCCAAUCACCAUAAGAAAAAACAUGAUUAUUGGGACAGAGGUUCUCAUCACCGUACUUUUAGACACAGAUCUCACAGCCAAGGCUAUUCAAGUCCAAGACAGGAAGAAUUUGAAAGAGCAAGAUAUUUGAAUGAUGGGCCUAGCCACAAGGACCAUUCGAGCAUAAAGGAAAACGACGAAGAGCAGCCAGAGACAAGAGAUGAACAUGCUGUGAAAGAUAGUGACGAAACAAGUGGUCACUAUGAAGAACAGCCUUCCAGCAAAGUGCUGGCACUCUCACAUGACGAUAACAGAGGCAGUAAACAACACGCUGGACCUUCAAUUAGCCAUGAAAAACAUUCAAAAGCUUCAAGGAAAAGUCACAUUCAUAGUUCCAAGAAACAUAGGCAUAAAGGCAAGAAAAAGGCAAAAGAACCAAAGAAACAUCAUCAGAUGAACAGGGAGGAGGAGUUAAUUGCAAAGCUUGAACAUCUUGAAGAAAAGAUCGAGAAAAAGCAAAAAAAUGAAGUUGAAACUCGGAAAGAAAAGAUUUUGCAGAAAGUAGAAAAAUUAGCAAGUACUCUCGAGAAAAAGACGUCAACAAAAUCAAACAGCAAGAUAGAAGAAAAGGACGAAGAAAGUUCCGGUCAAGAAGAUAGAAAGAAAUCAAAAUCCAAGUUAGAGAAGAAAGGAGAAACAGUGCCAGACUUGGAGAGCAGCAGACAUGCAGCAAAGAAAGAGGAUGUAGAGCCCGAGAAAAUAGAAAUACCACCUAACAACAAGCAUAAAAAGAAAUCAAAGAAGAAAGGCUCUAAAAAAGAGAGCAAAAAUCAUCAUAAUCAAAAGGAAAAGGAGAAGCUAGAGUCAAUCAGUAGCAGGUUUAUGUCAGGUGAAGGGAGUUCUCUUAAUGUGAUGCAGCACCAGUCAGAGGCUAGUGGAGUUGGCGAAGACAAUGAUGGAGUGGAGGCUCACUAUCUAGGUUUUGAAAGAGAUCAUGGAGUAGAAGAUAGCAAUUGGUCCCAGCGUAAUGUUGUCAUACCUUAUAUAAACAAGAAGUCUCAUCACGGCUCUCAUCAAAAACAUGAUACAUACAUGCCUGUACUAAACGAAAAUAUAUUGGAUGGUUUAGACAAGAUGAGGUAUGAUAAAAAGGAUAAAAUUGCAAAACCAUCAGAUAAUGAUAAAGUCGAGCUCAAAGGUGAAAUCAAGAGAGCUCGCAAUUAUAAAGAGUUUCUUAAAUUGAAAGCCAAUGCUGGAAAGCCUGACAAGAAAUCAGAGCACCAUACAAGAAAGAGCAGUUCAAAAUCAUCACACAAGAGCAAAAGUAAGAAAGAAGAGUCAAAAGAUAAGAAAGGCAGCAACAGUGAUAAACUCAAGAAAGAAUUUGAAAGAUACAAAGCAUUUGUCAAAGCUCAGGAAAUGGCUAUGAGCGGUGAAGGGUCUGGGGACGGUAAAGAAGGUUCGGGGUCAAAAGAAGUUUCAAUACCAGUAUUAUCAGGCAAGAAAAGUAAAUCGCAUAAGAAAAGCAAGUCUAAAGCUUCACAUAAGCACAAGAAAUCAAAACACAAGGACAGUAAAUCUCACAAGCAUAGAUCAAGUAAGAAGCAUCUGCCCAAAGCUGCCUUAAUUUUGGAGGGUUCAGGGAGUAGUGAAAAUCUAGUAAGCAUCGAAGAGGGUUCUGGAGUGCAUGAGAAGAAAGAUCAUCACGAAAAAACUAAGCAUCACAGUAGAAGCAAAAAGAAGCACGUUAAAGUGGAAGGAAAUGUAAAUGGAAAUGAACAGGAAGGUACAGCUUCAAAAAAAUCUUAUUCGAACAUCAGCAAUACCAAUACUACAUUAAGUAAUGGUACAAAGGAAGAUGAAGAACACAAGACAGAAGUAGAGAAACCAAAGAUGUUUCUUGAUAGGAAAGAAUCUGCCGCCGGUGAAGCACAAGGAAAAAAUCAUACAAUAGAAACAGUACCAGAAAACAGAAAUCAUUCAAAAACCUCGCAUGAUGUUCCUACUGCUCAUGUAAGCGUGAGCAAUAAACUACACGGUGAAGUGAUUUCAGAGAGAAACACAACUUGGAAAAAUGCCGAAUCGAGGUCAUCAGCUAACACAACAACCGGAGUUGGCCACAACAGGAUACAGAAUAGUUUAAACCAUGCUCCUUCGAAGUCCUCCAAGGCAAUUGCACGUACUAGCGCUGAGAAUACAAAGAAGGCCCCUGCCGUUGUCCCAACAACAAAGGCAAUAAUCACUACAACUAUUGCCACGACUGAUAAACCACCUUUAAGGGUGCAUGUGACAUCAACCGCCCUACCUAAAACUACAAGGACUUCUACUACACAAAGAAAGACUCUCCCAGCAACUACAAAACCUCUAACUGCAAAGAAGCGGUUUAUGGCUAAAAAGAAACCACAUAAAACUACCCCUCCUCCGACGAGAAGGCUUACCACCACAAGCAUUCCUACACUUAGUAUUUUGACUGGGGAUGAAGACGUAGAAGAAGAAAAGAAGGAACCAACAUCCAGGAGAAAGAUGCCGACGCGACAACAUUCUACCAAGACCAAAGAACGUAAAAAACCGUCAAAAACAGACAAAAAGAUCAAUAUAAGCAAAAACACAAGCAAAGUUCACCAAAAGAAAGCGCCGUCGAGGGAAGUUCUUAAUCAAAGACUUAUUACGACGUCGAAACCAAUUUCGUUUGUCCCAUCGGUUCCAGUGCAGCCACUCAGCCCAACUGUGAACAUUUUCCAAAACAGAGCUAUGUCGCAGCAAUUGGCUGGACCAGGAGGAUCUACAGGAAUUCUCGGAGAUCUUCAGUUACCAGAACCUCCUGGUACUGGUAAUGUAGCUUCAGGACCACCAUUUUAUGGCCAGCAAGGCAUUCCUGCAAGACUUCCUGUUCAAGGACCUCUUGGUCAGAUGCAAUACCAUCAAGGGCAACAAGGAAAGAUCUUGAAUAAUGGUAUGAUUCAAGGGGCUGGCAUUGGAGAUCCAAGUUCAAGAAAUGACUUUCACAAGACGUUGCAAGGCAGCCAUGUCCAGCAAAUGCCACCAACGGCCAAAACGUUUCAAACGUUUGAUUAUGGGGGCAGCUCGCCUUUGCCUAAACCAACAAGCAUUCCUCAGAAUUACAUAACUACUGCCUUAAAGCCUCCAAUAGCUCCUUCGCAGAAACAGUUAUAUAAUAAGAUUCCAGAGUCACCGCAGAACGUAAUUAAUAGAAUACUAGGAGAGGCACAUAAACCCUCUCCCAUCCAAGUAAUACAACAUAUAUUGAAACCAAAGCAAAAGCAAAAGGACUUAUCUGAUUUACAUCCUGUAAAUAUGAAGCCAACAAUGAACAAAGAGCCUAAAGCCAAAGGCCCCGGUGCAACCAAUGUAAAUGCUAACAAACCAGAACAAAAUCAACAUAAGGAGAAACCUCCACCUAAGGUGCCAACAAUACCUCGAAAGAAACCAUCAUCAACAGUAAAGAGGCCCUCUAUCAAGCCAAAACCUCCCAGCAAAGGCCAGAAGAAACCCAUGGCAAAGCUAAACGAUUUUUUCAAAAAGGUCGAUAAUAUACAGCCACAAAAGACGACAGAAAAACCAACGAAAGUAACAGUGCCAAAGCCAAAUAUUCCAAAGAAAAAAGCUCCUGAAUCAUCUGCUCCAAUAAGUCCAAAAGACAAACCAGAAGCUGGCUCUUGCCCUGUGCGACAGAACUUGGAAAAUAUGGUUCUUUCAAAGGGCAGGAAAUCAGGAGAAUUCACCAGGAUGCAGGGCUACCCCACUCUUGACAAGUGCAUUAAGCAGUGCUGCAAAACACCAACAUGUGACCUUUUAUUUAAAUCAGGGGAGGUUUGCUAUUUGGUGCAUUGCCACAACCAUGAGUCCUGUAAAACAGAACCUUUAAAAGAGCCUACAAUAAGGACAAGAAUAGUUUUUGUGAAAAAGCCAAAUACAAAUACCCAAACAGGUAAGCCAGCUAUUUGUCAAGGUGAAAAUGCCUUUGGAAUCUUGUGGAAAGAAACAAAACCAGGGCACUUUGCCACUCGCUCAUGUCCAAGAGAGGCCAAAGGCUUUGCCAAAAGACAGUGCAAUGACCAUUCGCAGUGGCUGACACCUGACUUUGGUGGCUGUGUUUCAGAUCAGUAUACCAACCUCAAUGAAGAUGUAAAACAUCUCGGCUUCACUGCAAGCGUCAAAGACGUCCUUGCAAAACUAGAGGAAAUAACGACCCAAACAAUUGAUAAUUCCUUGGUUUUUGGUGGGGACAUUAUCAAGGCAUCAAAUAUUCUAGACGAAGUGUCCAAAUUCGUCCAAAAGAAUCACGCUGAAAGAUUUGGAUUUGGGGCUCUUCGGAAUUUUGCUCGAUCUGCAAGUAAUUUGCUUGAUGUCACCAAUAAGCAAGAAUGGGAAAAUGUGAAUCGUUCUUUAAAAGGACCAGGGAAAAUCAUGAGAGCUCUUGAAAACUUUAGUGUGGUCACUGCUGGCAAGAUACCUCCUAUCAACAACAACCAACCAAUUAUCACCAACAAUAUGGUAUUGUCAGUUGCACGUCACUCGAGAAGCCAGAAGUACGUCUUUCCAAAUUACAGCAUGCCUUUUCUCAAGAGAUGGACAACCAAAAAAGACCAGAUAAUUCUGCCUGGACAUUUGUUUAAGGCCGGAGUCGUUAAGGUAGCCAGUGUCAACUACAAAAAUUUAGCACCGCUUCUCCCUCAUCAAUGGAAUUCAAACAACCACGUGACCUUCACAGACGGCUUUCGUGUGAAUAGCAAAGUCAUUGCUACCUCGAUACGACCGGAACCAACCAAGAAGAUCGAUCCUCCAGUCACAAUAAUUUUGCAUCAUCUGAAGGAGAGCAAUUCAGCGAGGACCAAAUGUGUCUAUUGGGAUUUUAAUUCAAACCCUCAAAAUGGCGGAGGCUGGUCAUCAAAUGGAUGUUGGGUGGUUACAAGCAAUUCAACGGUUACCGUCUGUCAGUGUGAACACCUGACUCAUUUUGCUGUCCUAAUGAACCUCAGCGAUGAAGAUAGGGUGUCAGCGAAAGAACAAGCCAAAGAGAACACAUUUGCUCUGAUGUGGCUUGGUAUCCCAGUUAUUGUAGUGCUGUCAGUUGGGGCCAUGUACACGUGCUUUGCCUGGUCGAAAGCUCCGAGAAGACGCCACGUAGUUGUAAAAGAUGGCAAACCAAAAUUACCUGAGGACGAAGUUAUUGUGACGAAUACCGUAAAAGAAGAUUUCCCUGGCUCUCCAAAUCGUUACCUGUAUUCUUCCUACACAUCACCAAGUCCAUCAGAUUUAGAAUGGGAGCACGUUUGGGAUUUUCUAACGAACUCAGAAUUUGAAAACUGGCAAUGCACAGAAAAAUUCAAACGCAGACGACCGAGGAGAAGGAGGCUGGAUCUGCGGCCUUCCAGGCUACUAAGGGGGCGCAAAAAUAAGUUGAAAGAUAAAUUUGAAACGAGUGAAUAUUUCUCAGAAGGAGACAGCUCGUCUGCAAGAUGGAAGCACCAGGAUGACAAUGAGUGGUCUCGAGAGAGAAUUAAAUGCCUUGGCAAAAAGGCGAUUGACAUUGAGAGUGAGGCAUCGCAGCCUGUUGACUCUUUAGAGGAGUUCUCUGACGUCACUUCAGUUGCUGAUUCAAAAGACGGUGACAAGUGCAGCAAUAGUUUCGACCACUUUUCUCCUGAUGCAAUCAGCUCUCCGCACGCCGGAUACAGAUCUGAUUCUAAAUAUUACAGUUUUGUUUACAGGUCAAAUCUUAAUUUGAAAGAUCGUGAGCAAAUUCAUCUCUCAUUCAAAGCCAAGAGUAGACUUGCUAGUGAGCGGAAUACAUUGUAUUCAUCAUGCUCUUCUCUUGAGACGAUUCAUAGACAACAACCUUCCAGGAUUCAUAAAACAAAGUAUGCCUCAACAUCCUGUCUCGUUACGAUCGGAAGGAGAAGCAAAACGAGGCUUGUAGAUAGAAAAUGGAGCUCGAAGAUCUCAUUAGCAUCAUCGAUGAGGACUGUUCUGUCAUCAGGGUUUUUAGAUAAGACUUGGAGCUCGAAAUAUGCAUCCAGUUUAUCAAUCAGCACACUGACUCGAUCGGUUUCUACUAAAACAAUCAAUGAUGAUGUAGAUUGUUAUCAUUCUGGUUGCGAAAAUUCAGUUUUCGAGAACUUGUCUUCCGAGCAAGGUUACGGCACGUUCGAAUCUAGUGCUGCAUUGAGUAAUGAUAUCAUGGAUAUGAAUAUAACAUCUAGUGACACCGGGCUAGUAGAGAAUGGUCAUGCCAAUAUAUCGAAUGGUUCGAUAAGUAGCAAUAUACCUACCUAUGAUAUGAAUUUGCUGACACCGAGCAAAAAGCCAAUAGGAGCCAUCGAAAAACCAAUUGAGUCGUCUUCUCUUGAUAAUUCUUGGAUGGAUGACUUUGAAAAAGAUUUGAAAAAUUUUGAGAGUUUACUGUGCGAGAGUUCUCAGAUUCCUGCUGUAGACAGAGUUUUGAGUGACUGGCAAGAGAAAAGCAAAGCCUUUCUCGAAGAUACUUAUAUCAUGAACAUGGAUCUGAUUGGGAAUGAUACGCAAGUAAGUGGAUCAGCCAACAGUAUCAAUUCGCUGCCGGAUGCAAAUGGAAUUGCGGAGGAUAAUAUCUUUUCUGAUGCCAUUCACAAGACAAAUACAUUAAAUACAUUGAGCUGCUCGUCAAUUGCAUUUUCUUCAGAAGACCUUGGUAUUGAUAUGCGGACAGGCAGUUAUGAAGAUGAAUCUUUAAUUCCUGGAAUUUCUAGCUCUGAUGAAAAGCAAUUUUCAAGUUCCGCCUACCUCAAGACGCAUUCAGUUGAGAACUUUGGAGACAUUGAAACGGAAUCAGAGCAUGAAACAAUCUUACAAAAUGUUAAUAAGCAGAAAACACCUAACAAAGGGAAGAUAGUUUCACAAAAGAGAGGUUGUCAUCAGAACCGAGUUGUGAGCUUCCCACGGACUUCCACAGUUAAAAGAAAGACAAAAGUUCUGAAAAAGAAGAUCGAGAGAACCCCAUUGGCCACAACAGGGCUCAGUGUCAGAUCCCCUACUAAGCAUAUGCGUAGUUACAUAGUCUUACGUCAGCAGUCCCGUUACUCUGAGAAUGAGAGGAGUACGGUCACUAUUGAGAGGCAAGAGAGCCUCUCUGGUAGCGAAAGUAGAUGCAUCAGACGAGUGAAUAAAGCAGGCACAAGAAAACCUGGCCGACGCGCCAAUGUUACUGACGUUGCUAGCAACCAAGAAGAGAAUCAAGCAUGUGAACAAGCCAGUCCAUGCCAAGAGAACCGGACUUUUGAAAAGGAGAGUGAUCAGUCUUUGGAAGAUGACGUAAGGAUAACCAGCCGUAAUGAAUCUGAGGGAAGUGAUCACGAUCUUUUGUUGGCUGUUAAAAUAGAGGUAGAAGAAGAAGAAAAGCUGAGCAAAACAAUAGAAAGUUGUCUGAAAGGAACCAAAGAUGAUGCUCCAAAGACACGGGUGACAUUCACUGGUUUAGAUGACGUCACAGUUGCUGGAGACAGUGAGGACGAUAUUCGUCGGAGCGUUGAAUCGAGUGUAUUUGGUUCAACUUUGAGAAGAUGGCGAGGACGAUCAAGGCUAUACUCAUUUCAACGUAGUGAUAAAGAUUUAUUGAAAGAAUAAAUAAGUUAAAUGCUCAAUAUUGUUAAAUAUUUUUAAGACCCUUCAAAAUGGCAAAAUAAAAUCUGUUCUAAAUCGUGUAAGGUGUUAUCUGGACCUAAAAAUAAUGAUAUAAAUAUGCUGCUUAAUAUCACAAAAUGGUACAAAAUUAUUGAAAGAGUUAAUGUAUACAUAAAUUGAAUGCUUGCUAUGAUUGAAUACCUUAGAAGAUGUUAUGCUCAAUUCUGGUAAAACUUUAUUUAAACAUUAAAUGAAUACAUAAAUAGAUGCUUGGAUAUUAUGGAAGAUGUUGCAAAAUAACUAGAUAUAAUUUGCAUUUAACCCAAUCAAGAGAGAGCUGAAAAAAGUUAUGGAUAUAUUUAUUUGGUGCUUUAUGUCAUUUCUUUAAGUUCAGGCUUGUAACUAAUAGACUAAGCAACAUAAAAGUGGAAUUUAUGCCAAACAAAGCGUAUAUAUAUGCGAGCUAACAACGAAGGAUUUGUUUUUGACACAAGUGAUGUAUCUGGCAGCGAAAAAACUGGCAAUACUACGUAUAUUAGCUUCUUCAUUUUUACUGCCUCGUGCUUAAAUUAGUUGUAAAUAGUUAUUUAACAAUUUUUUUUCGACUAAACAUGUUUUUAUCUUGUAACUGUAUUCUGUAUCAAAUGUCAAUCUUUUUAAAUGCAUGUCUAUUGCAACCAUUAAAAAGAGAGCAUAUUAAAACUAGUACAGUGCAUAAUAUUUUAUCCUGCGAGUAGAUUUAUUUAUAUCCAUCUUUCAAAUAAAACUUAAAGGCAGAAAGUAGUUUUAUUAUCGUAAAUGAUAAAACCAGUCCUACAAAAAUAUAAGGCGAAAAAGUGAAAUAAAAUUACCUUCUAGUGAACCCAUUACAUCACAACCAAAACAUUUAUAUUGACAAAGUAAUCAUUUUUCUUAUCAACUUCUGAAUUAGAUGGUUGUAAAGAGUGAAAUUUACAUUUAUAUUAGAUAGUUAUUAAUGUAAAUAUUAAUUCUACGAAUUAGAUUACAGGAAUUUGACGACUUUUGUUUUUUUUGGACCACUCACUUUACUC
This is a messenger RNA of Rhopilema esculentum, 10960 nucleotides long. RefSeq lists its product as uncharacterized. Lineage: Eukaryota; Metazoa; Cnidaria; Scyphozoa; Rhizostomeae; Rhizostomatidae. The record is from RefSeq and is a predicted model, not a curated record. Gene Ontology annotation, biological process: adenylate cyclase-activating G protein-coupled receptor signaling pathway. Gene Ontology annotation, molecular function: G protein-coupled receptor activity. Gene Ontology annotation, cellular component: membrane.